AUGUCUGGGUUGAAGCACCUCGUCUGUGUCAGCUUUUUGCUGACCAUUCUUCUGAAACUAACAUAACAGGAACCCCCUGACUUCCUCUCUACAAGCAUAAAGUUGUUGAUGAGGAGCUACUCUGUGCAAUCCACUGUGGUAUCUCACUGUGACCACACCUUGGUCACCACUAUCCUGUUUGAUCCACAUGCUGAGUUCCAAGAAGCAAUCUUUGACCUGGGUCUGCCUUGCCUUGCCUUUAUCUCCAAUUUCACCUCAGUCAUCCAUAAUAAAGUCUACAUUGCAGAAGUCAAAGAGAAGAAGCACCAGGCAAAGAAAUUCUGUGAGGAAGCCCAUCAACAGGGGAAUACAGCUGCCCUUGUGGGAAUCAGAUAAAAUUCCACCUAGGACCGGGAGUCAGAGAAAUUCCCCAUCUCCACCAGCCUAACAGCAGUUAUGGGGGUGACAUUUUCUUUGGACUACAAGGAGCUGCUACAGAGGCACCAGGGCCAGGACCAACUGGUGGUGAGCCUGAGACCUAACCAAUUGGUGACAAGGCUGAGCAUAGAGGUCAUAGUGUCAGAAAGGACAGGUAUUGCCUACAUGAACAUACCACCAUUAAGGACUAGCCAUCUGCUCACAAGCUCCCACACAAGUGAGGCUGACCCACUCCCAUCCACCAGGAUCGAGAGGGGAGAGACCUGUGCUCAUAGCACCUUCUGCCCAUCAGUGUGAGACCAGUCUGCCUUCUCCAGCUCAAGCAUUAUGGCACACUUCCUGGUGCAGUAUGAUGUGGUCAUGGAGGACAUCGUUGGAGAUGUCCAGGUUUAUGAUGCCUCUUUUACUCCUUUCUUUGCCACCAGAGGCCUCCUGCCUGUGGAGAAAAAUGUGGUCUUCAUUAUCCAUGUAUCAUCUAUGUUUGGUACCAAAGUGGAGCAGACUGCGAAAGCCAUGGGUGCUAUCCUCAGUGAUCUGUGGGCCAAUGACUACUUCAACAUCAUCUUCUUUUCUGACACAGUUAGUGUCUGGAAAGCUGGAGGCUCCAUCCAGGCCACCUUCUAGAAUGCCCACAGUCCCAAGGACUACCUGAGUUUCAUGGAAGCUGAUGGGUGUCUAAAUGGAAAGGGCUCCAAUGUGGGGAGGGUUCCGCUCAUCAUCUUCCUGACAGAUGGGGAGUCCACGGUCAGUGUGACAACUCCUAUGAUCCUCUCCAAUAUCUGUCAGGCACUGGGACACAAGAUGUCCCUUUUCAGCUUAGCCUUUGGGGAUGAUUCUAACUUCCUGCUGCUGCACUGCCUGUCCCUGGAGAACUGAGGAGCAGUCCAGCUCAUAUAUAAGAACAGUGAAGCAAUCCUGCAGUUGGAAGGCCUCUUUGAGUAGAUCUCUGUGCCUCUGCUGGCAGACAUGAAUCUUGAGUACCUGGGCAGCUUGGUUGGGGCCUUCCCUUGGGCACUUUUCCCUAACUACUUUGGUGACUCAGAGCUGCUGGUGGCAGGCCAGGUGCAACCAGAUGAGCAGGAGCUGAGCAUCCACCUGGCAGCCCGUGGCCCCCAGUGUCAGAUUCUCAUGGCCCAGCACAGUGAGGUGGCCACCAACAGCAGCCAGAGGACCUUUGGUUGCUCAGGAGAUCUAGGCCCCAAUGUGGCCCACUUCAUCUGCCACCUGUGGGCCUACAUCACUAUUGGACAGCUUCUGGAGGUAUGCUUCCAGGCCCAUGAUACCACCACUCAUCACCUGCUGGCUGCCAAGGCCCUCAGUCUAUCCCUUGAAUACAGUUUUAUCACAUCUCUGACUUCCUUGGUCAUGGUGCAGACCAAGCAGGCCAGCAAAAGCAGAAAAUAAGUCCCUACCACAGGUGGGCCAGGUAUCAUCAUGCCUUCAUCCACCAGCUGGCAUGGCCAAAGGGUAGGCAAAGCCCAUCCAGCCUUGGUGCCCAUAAUCUCCUCCAAAUCAAGUUCUGUGGGACUAAAGACCUACUUAUCUUCAACUACUACUAUCUCUACAAAGAAGAUGUCCAGUUCCAAGGAGCUGGAGAUAUUGGAUCAGAGCCCUAGAACUCUAUCAUCCCCAGCACAUCCAAAGUCUAAAACUCCAGCACAACAGGAUUCUGGCAUCUUGCAACAGCCAACUCUCAGGAUGAAACCUGCUGCCCUUGUGCCCUCAGAUUCUGGUGCUCACCAAAAUCUCAAUAUUCUAUUAUCCAUGAAUCCUUAGCCACAGGUCCCAGCACUGAAUCCUGGAACCCCAAGCCAGCCCAAAUCUAGCACUAUGAACCAUGUUACUCCACUGAACUCCAAACCUGGUGUUCCUUCACAACCUAAACAACAUGUCCCAUCACACCCCCAACCCACAUUGCAUUCAUCCAAGAGCCUGCCACAGCCCAGAGCUGGAGUCCCCAUACAUAUCCCAAAACACUCACCACACACUAGUUCUAUAUUUCCUGCUUCCCAAGCCCCAAGAAACUUGCCCGUACCUGGUAUCCUCUUACACAAAACUUCUAAAAUUCUACCACCACUUAAACCUAGUGCCCUACCUCACCAAACUUCCCCAAACCUAUUAUUCUCUAAACCUGGGAUCCUAACCCCCCAUUUAGCCAAAAAUUUACUCUCCUCAAGACCUACCAGACCUAGGCCCAUACCUGCUCAGAGCCUAAGCACACUUGCAAGUACAGUUUCAUGUCUCACAGCUCCCAACAGUACCAUGGCCACCUCUGUCUUUGAAAAAUCCCUCCCCACUCCCUUUACCCCUGCCCUGCACUCACUGCUGCUCACUGGAAGGUUCUGGCAUCACCAUGAUCUGCUGCCAGGCCCCAGCAGCAAUCCAAUUCUGGGACCAUCUUUGCUAGGAGCGCCAACAAUGGGCCUAUCCAACAGCUUCAGGCCUACACCAGAAAGCAGCCAUUGAAAUCUGCCAAUCUUCUUGUGUCCAGGCACCGUUUCUGAGGCCGUCAGCUUGCACCUUCUCCUCAAGGAGGUAGAGCUACUGUUUGAGUCAAUGGUGGAGUCCAAGUUCAUGGAGUCUUUGAACCCACCAGCCUUCUGUACCUUCCUCACUCCUGACAAGGAUG
Molecule: messenger RNA, 3046 nt
Organism: Orycteropus afer afer
Lineage: Eukaryota; Metazoa; Chordata; Mammalia; Tubulidentata; Orycteropodidae
Gene: ITIH6
Product: inter-alpha-trypsin inhibitor heavy chain family member 6
Source: RefSeq, a predicted model, not a curated record